Amborella trichopoda is the source of this 1906-nucleotide messenger RNA. Its product is annotated as seipin-1. NCBI's taxonomy places the organism in Eukaryota, Viridiplantae, Streptophyta, Magnoliopsida, Amborellales, Amborellaceae. The record is from RefSeq and is a predicted model, not a curated record. Gene Ontology annotation, cellular component: endoplasmic reticulum membrane. Gene Ontology annotation, biological process: lipid storage; lipid droplet organization.
CUUGCCCGCGCGGUAGAGAGAGAGAGGUGUAAACUUUUUUCAGGCGCUCGCUGUACUCUACCAUCAUCUCAUCUGCGUCUCUAACACGAGAGGAGAGAGAAACACAGUGAAGGAAACAUGACAUAAAUUGUUUGAUUUCGCAGAAGAACUGAGGCUAGGUCACCAUGGCCAUGUAAACAGAAGAAAGACAGAGUAGAUUUAUAUGUGCAACCAUAUGACGCUUCCAUGUGUCAAGCCAUGAAGCAGGUGUCACUCUUCUCCCAAACAAUCCCUCCCCAAUAUUUCUAAUUCCUCUCUCUUCUCUCUCUCUCCAUGGAUUCUCAGACCAUGACAAGCCCCAUCUGUCUUUCGCCUCCCCCACAAGAGAGCGACCCCCUCUUGCUUAAACCAGUGGAUUGGCUCAUCGACCUUCUCUCUAUACACCUCAACUUCAUUUCCCAUUUCUUCUCUGCAAUUUCAUCCACAUUCUAUGCCUUCUUAUCCAUGGUUCUCGAGUUCUUUCACUCGAUUGGUGAGGCCAAACACAAGGCUGAAGAGACCGCUCACCAGGAACUUGAAGCCGUUUCGAGAGCUCCCUUGGCCGUGGCUGAAGGUGGGGGUCUAUUUGCAAAGAAGCUGGUUUUUGGCUGCUUGGGGGCCACUUAUGUGUGCUCAAUUCUCGUUUUGCUCCUGGUUUUUUCUGUGCUUUUGGGAGUUGGGUUUGUUAAUCUUUGGGUUGAAGAGCCUGUGGUGGUUAAGAAGAACCUCUAUUUUGAUUAUACUCAGCCUCACCCUGUUGCUGUUGUCUCUGUUGAUGAUUUGGGGAAUUUCAAGAGUUUGGUUCGUGGGAAGAGAGCUAUACCUGCUGGUCACACCUUCUUUGUCUCUGUGGUUCUUGUAUUGCCGGAGUCUGAUUUGAAUAGGAAUUUGGGCGUUUUUCAGAGUUAUCUCAAGCAAAAGAGUUGUCAAAAGUUUUUCACUACAUUCUUUAAUGUGGUCAUGAGAGGCUUUCAUCAGUUAACUGCAGAGAUCCUCUCAGUAAAUGGGCAGAUGCUAGCCCGGUCAAGCCAGCCAUGCAUGCUCCGAUACCGCAGUGCCCCAAUCCGCCUUAUGCACACCUUCCUGAUGGGCCUGCCCCUCCUUGUGGGCCUACUCGGUGAGACCCAAAAGCUUGUUAUCCCUGUUCUAGAAUACAACGAAGAGUCAGGCCCUGCUACAAGGGCCAUCAGGGUAACUCUACAGCCAAGGACAGGGACUACAAACGUACCCGAGCUUUACUCAGCUGAGAUUCGUGUGAACUCUCGGCUCCCAUUGUCCAAACAAGUUGUACAUAAUUGGAAGUGGACGUGCUAUGUAUGGGCCUCCUUAUAUACCUACACAUUGCUUCUAAUAAUCACUAUGUGUUGUUGCAAGAGGGUGGUUAUGGGGGGACCGAUGCGCCUGACUCGGGGCCCAACAGAGGAAUUGAGACCCGGGGGACAUCAGGUUUCUGGUGACCUUUCAGAGCCGUUACCACCAAGUGAAAAAUUUUCCAGUGGGGUUAUAGGGGAGGUAUUUGAUGAGUCAAAGAGACGGAGCCGAGGUAGGAGUAGAAGGAAGGAGAUUUUUCGGCGAGGGUUGUCGCCGGAAAAUGUUGGUGAGUUGAAAUCGAGCUUGACUGUGGGAGAAAGCAAGGGUGUUGAAGAUUCGGGAUCGGUAUGCCUGGGUGGCUGAUGUAUGGAGAUUGUGGAUGUUUUCUUUUUAGAAUUUGUGUAUUGGUAGAGGUCUGUCAGUGUUGGGAGACCCUUUCGGGCUCUUUUUGUAACUACCAAAGGUGGUCUCGUGUUCCUAAAAGAAAUUAGGGAAGUAGGCUUGGUAGUAAAGAUGGUUUUAGCCUCACAUGCUUGAAGUAUAUUUUAUUUUUAUUAUUUUGUUUCCGUUUGAAAAA